AUGUCGCGUGUAGCAAGCAAUUAUCCAACGACACGUUUAAAUAACGGAGUUGGACAGACUUCAACAUCUUUUGUUAGUCGUUCCAUAAGCAAUUCAAGUAGUUUAAAUAGUACAAAAAACGGCGGUAGUCGUGGCGUUACCGUACGCAGUGCAGCGCCGCCACCCGUGCAAAAAGAAACGGUACAUGCAUGUCCGCUAUGCAAUCAUGAAUACAAAGAUCCUCGCGUAUUACCAUGUACUCAUACAUAUUGUUUAAAUUGCAUCCGUGAGAAUUUGAUCAGCAAUCAACAAGUGACUUGUCCAAAAUGCAAAAAUCAAGUUGAACCUUUUGAUGAAACGGACUUGAACGAUUUACCACGUAAUCUUAUCUUGAGUCAAGAAUGGCGUAUGAAUACUCGUCCUCUUCCAGUCCUUCCGUCGCCUAAAAAACCAGUUAUAUAUCAACCACCGUCGCUUCCUCCAUCGACACCAAUGCCAAGUAAGCAAGAUAAACGUAAAUCAAGUGCAACCGAUAGUAAUAAUUUCGAAACCGCAUCGAAUGGAUCGAAUCCCCAUGGGAUAUCUGCUCUUGUGAAUGUAUUCAACGGCAAAUCAUCGGAAAAUGGGUCGAUCAAUGGUGCUCGAUCAUCCCGUUCAUCAAGUGUGAACGGUGCGCAAUCGAAUGUUUCUAAUCUUGCAAAAAUCUAUACUGAAGCAACGACAAUAACACCUAAACAACAACAACACAAACAACGAACUGAUAGUGUCGUAUCGACAGGUAGAAAUGAUGAACUAACAAGAAUUUUCGAACAAGCAUCCAGUCGACCACAACGACAAUUGACACCAACGUCAUCGUCUGUGAUUAAACGACCAUCUCAGGCGUAUGAAGUAGCAUACGAAGAAAUUACAUGGGAUAAUCUUGUUCAUGGAACGCCAGUAGCUCCUCCCUUUCCUGAUCAGUGGCAAACGGCAAAAGAAAACCACCAUCAGCCUCCUCAAGACACCGAGAGACCGAUCUCAGCAUCGUCCUCGUCAUCAUCUUAUCGAAAUUCAGGCGUUGAUAAUCUUCAAGAGAUUAUUGCAUCUAUCCACAAAAAAUCAGGUGAAAAAACAACAUCUGUAUUGCCCCAGGGACCCAUGUUUGACGCUCAAUCAAAUGGUCGUCCAUCAAAUGUUUCUCAAAUCAUUCCAAAUGAGGAUCGCCAUCAAACAACUGUAGACGAAUUAGUCUACGCUAGUGUUAAACCACGGCAACGCAGUCCUGCGGCUAGUCUGAUUGAUAGCAUUGACAGUAGUGAUUCGGAAUCCGCAUCCAAACAUUCACCUGUUCCAUCCUUAACGAACAAUCAGCAACAAAAAUCCAUUCCACCGCAACAGGAUGACAAAAUGUCACACCGUACUUAUUCAGCGAACUCAUCAUCGAGAAAAUCAUCCGACCGAUUUCCACCGCCACCGCAGAACAUUGACGUGAUCGAUUUGGAUGGAGAUAGUACAAUAAAACGGCAAUCGAUCUCAUCAAUAUCAACUCGUGCAUCGAGUUACGCGGACACAAGACGACACAUGACACCCACUGAGACUAAUCCUUUAUUAACCGAACGUUUUAAUCCUGAAACUAAUGUACCGCCACCGGUUCAUACAACCUAUUCUUCUCGUGCUCAUUCACAGGUUGGUAAUGGCCCAUCGACGCCAACAAAUCGUGCAGUAUCCACAUCCGUUGAACGUGAUUCCCACUAUCUUGCUCCAACUCCAGCAGCACCCGCAUCAUCGUUGACAACUGCUGUUUCGUCACGCGUUGACUUUUUACUAUCGGAUCAGAAACGAUUAGAACGUGAAAUUGAAGAGCAAAUCACACAUUUACAACAUGACUACGAGGAUAUACAAAAACAAAUUCAUCGAAAAGAAUCGUCGAUUCAUAACGAAGUCAAAAACAUCGCCACGCGUCUCGAUGAAGACAUAACUGAACACUAUCAUCGAAAGCAACGUAUCUACGCUAAUUUAGCUGCAGACAGCAAUACUGUUCGAACAGAAUUAGAACGUCUAAAGUUACAUAAUAAUACUCCUACUAACAAACAGCAACUAUGGGCUAAUCUUGAACAAAUUGAAGCGGAUAUUCGUAGUAUUCGUCAAGCAGUUGAACAGGAGAAAGAACCACGCAGUGCUUUAACAUUUUCCGAAGGACAUCGAGCAUUAGACGCAGAUACCAUCGGACAAAUAACUUAUAAUCAAAAGGAAUCUCAUCAACGUUUCCAUUCGCCGCCCGCACCGAUACGAUCAUUAUCACCAUUUCAUCAGGAACAGACUUCGACAAAUAUUACUCCAUUCAAAUAUUUAAAAAUCGAUCAUUUAUCAACAUUGGAACCCGAAGCAAUUACAAUCACAGAAAACAACAAGAAAAUUCUAUUAGGCAUAUGCAACAAGUUGUAUAUACUCGAUGAGUAUGGUAAUACAUUGAAGACCAUUCCAUUAGCACCUAGCAUUCGAGGUAUUGCUGUGUCGAAAAAACAUCAAUUACAAAACAUUGCUUAUAUCUCACACGAUGAAACAGUUAGCAUGAUUGAUAUCAAUACCGGACAAACACUAGACAGUGUUAAAGAAACGGAUUCAACAGGUGAAACGGGAACAUUUUUACCAUUGGGCAUCGAUACAGAUAAUACACGUGGCGAUGUUUAUGUGUGCGAUUAUCGAAAUUCAUGUGUGAUUAAGUUUGAUGAUAAAUUAGAAUAUAUUACACAAUGGAGAAUCUUUAACCAUUCCGAACAAUACGAUGAAGCACGACCGAAAUUGAUUUCUGUUUACGGACAAAAGUUAUAUAUGAUCGUUGAACAUUCAUGUAAACCUUACUAUAAUCAAGGUAUCGCUUAUACAUUUUCGUUGCAUAUUUGCGACGCAAAUUCUGGUAAUAUCAUCAAAAUCAUCGAUGCUGAUCUAUUAGCAACUCAACGGCUACGUUGGCCAUGUUCAGUUCAAGCCAUUAACAACGAUAAAUGCUAUAUCCUAGACACGAUGACGUCAGGCAAAUACUUUAAUGGACAAUGGCAAAAGCAUUGGUCACGUGUUCUCGAAAUCGGCCAAGAUGAUACUAAUGUUGUCACUGAAUUAUUCCAAUUAGAUAGUGAAGCAGCAACGAUGGCAAUGACGAAACAAAAUAUGAUCAUAGCUGCAAAUGGUGACAUACUUUUCGUAGAUCUAGGUUUUCUCAAACAGCAACAACAACAGCGACAACAACAACAACAACAACAGCAGCCGCAGAAUGGAUAUACUCAUCAAUAUCAAAAUCUACCAUAA
Adineta ricciae is the source of this 3264-nucleotide messenger RNA. The record is from the annotation of a GenBank genome assembly. NCBI's taxonomy places the organism in Eukaryota, Metazoa, Rotifera, Eurotatoria, Adinetida, Adinetidae.